Messenger RNA from Myodes glareolus (Bank vole), 732 nucleotides. The record is from RefSeq and is a predicted model, not a curated record. NCBI's taxonomy places the organism in Eukaryota, Metazoa, Chordata, Mammalia, Rodentia, Cricetidae.
GAACUUAGUGUCUGCUGCGUGUCACCCUGUCACCUCCAUCGCCACCUCCUCACGUGGGUCUGCAGCUCUCUUCCCCGUGAGAGUCCAGCUCCCCCAGGGCCCUAGCCCCUUGCCCUCCCUUGCCCAGUAUCCAGCGUCCCUGGGACAGACCCCGUUGCAGCUGCCGUAGCCACCCCCUGCAGCCCUUCACUCAGCAGCCACCUCCUCAGGGCCAGCGAGAUGCAGUUUGAGAUGCACGACAACGUGAAAGGCAAAGCCAUGUCCUAUCCAGUGACCAGUCAGCCUCAGUGUGCCAAUACCUGCUACCAGACACAGCUCAGCGAUUGGCACACGGGCCUCACCGACUGCUGCAACGACAUGCCCGUCUGUCUGUGCGGCACUUUCGCUCCACUGUGCCUCGCCUGCCGCAUCUCUGACGACUUCGGGGAGUGCUGUUGUGCACCGUACCUGCCUGGAGGCUUGCACUCUCUGCGCACGGGCAUGCGGGAGCGCUACCACAUCCAGGGCUCCGUCGGGCACGAUUGGGCUACCCUCACCUUUUGCCUCCCCUGCGCCCUCUGUCAGAUGGCGCGGGAACUGAAGAUCCGCGAGUAAGAACGUCCUCUCCCCUCUCCCGAGUACCUGGCCACGCCUGGCCUCUCAGGAGAUGGGAGGGGGCACUCCUUGGAAAGCCUGUCCCACUGCCCUUUGCCACCGCCAAAAAGUACACCCACAAUAAAAACCGGAAAACCA